AUGUCAACAACAUUUAUCAACGGUAGAAAAAUAUGUCCAUUUGGUGGUAAUUAUGAAGAAAAACUGUGUCCAAUCUCCCUGUAUUCUAAAUUAACUAAAUUAGAAAUUAAAUGUCGUUUUGAACAUGCCGGUUGUAAUCAGAUUUUGUCAUAUGAAUCGUUAGAUCAACAUGAACAAACAUGUGACUAUCAAUCGACGUCGUGUAAAGGAUGCAGAAAAAUAUUUCUAAAGAAAGCAAUUGAUCAACAUGAACAAUCUUGUGCGUCCAUUGAAAUGCUAUGCGAUAUAUGCAACUCUAAUUAUAAACAGUCUAAAAUAGUAAAACAUUUUGGCGAGUGUGUUCGAAACCAACUUGUUGAGAUUCAUACCCAAUCGACGAAAACCGAUAAUGUCAUUGAAGAUCUGAGACUUACGGACGAAGUUUUGCAAUAUAAAAUUCACGAUUUUGACUACGAAUUGAAAGAAUGUAGAAAGAAUGUACUAAAUUCAACACAAUUUCAACGAAUAGAAAGAGAAAUACAUGGAAUGAAAAAUGCCAUUAAUCAAAUACAAGAUAAACAAAAUAGAAUUACUCAGACACAGCUAGAAAUACAAAUAUUAAAUAGUCAAAUGAAAAGACUAGAAAUGUUUGUUCAAAAGUUGUUGUUCGUCUCAUUAUUUCUACUAGUUUUUACAAUAUUAUUGUGUGUUAUGUUGGGAAACUAUGAUACAUAUAAUGGUCUGAAAAGAACAUUUAAAAUGACAUUCAAUGGGAUAUUGUCAUCGUUAACAGAAAACGUAUAA
Messenger RNA from Didymodactylos carnosus, 783 nucleotides. The record is from the annotation of a GenBank genome assembly. Lineage: Eukaryota; Metazoa; Rotifera; Eurotatoria; Philodinida; Philodinidae.